Nyctereutes procyonoides (raccoon dog) is the source of this 2928-nucleotide messenger RNA. It is a transcript of the gene BIN2, whose product is annotated as bridging integrator 2. The coding region runs from base 410 to 1948 and encodes 512 amino acids. NCBI's taxonomy places the organism in Eukaryota, Metazoa, Chordata, Mammalia, Carnivora, Canidae. The record is from RefSeq and is a predicted model, not a curated record. Gene Ontology annotation, molecular function: phospholipid binding; protein binding. Gene Ontology annotation, cellular component: phagocytic cup; plasma membrane; cytoplasm. Gene Ontology annotation, biological process: phagocytosis, engulfment; podosome assembly; plasma membrane tubulation. The transcript is spliced from 11 exons.
AGCUUGGGUAGAUGAAGGAGGGGCCAUCAAGAAGAAUAAGGGGAUCAGAUGUGCCAGUCCCCUCAGCAUUCCCUGCGUGGAGGCCACCAGCUGAAUGUCACCUGAAGGGGGCAGGAGAUCUAUUUGAGAAAUGAAACGGAGGUAGAAUAAGGGCAGAAGGCCAGAAGCUCUACAAGGACCUGAAGAACUUCCUUAGUGCAGUCAAAGGUGGGUCGUAUGUUCCACGGGAGAAUCAAGCUCCUGAGAACUCUGAGGUCGGAAAGAAAAACAGCCAUUCUCAGGCGUUUUAUCACUCGCCUGCCCCUGAUUCCUGGAACUUGUGGGUAUCAGGGAAGCAACUUUUCCUGUCCCAGCCCCGUCCAGCUUUCCUGACAGAUCACCCAAACCUUCUGGGGCACGUCCUUCUGAAAUGGACCCACUGAUCUGCCCGUGCUCCGGUAUGAUGCUACUGGCCUCCCUCUGGGGUGACCGUAGGGUAGGACUGACUCCUCUCCUUUCAGUGAUGCAUGAAAGCUCCAAGAGAGUGUCAGAAACGCUGCAGGAGAUCUACAGCAGCGAGUGGGACGGUCACGAGGAGCUGAAGGCCAUCGUAGGGAAUAAUGAUCUCCUCUGGGAAGACUAUGAAGAGAAACUAGCUGACCAGGCAUUGAGGACCAUGGAAAACUACGUAGCCCAGUUCAGCGAGAUUAAGGAAAGGAUUGCCAAGCGGGGCCGGAAACUUGUGGACUACGACAGUGCCCGACACCACCUGGAGGCGGUGCAGAAUGCCAAGAAGAAAGAUGAGGCCAAGACUGCCAAGGCAGAGGAAGAGUUCAACAAAGCCCAGAGUGUCUUUGAAGACCUGAACCAGGAACUGCUAGAGGAACUGCCUGUUCUUUAUCAUAGUCGUAUUGGCUGUUACGUGACCAUCUUCCAAAACAUUUCCAACUUGAGGGAUGUCUUCUACAGGGAGAUGAGCAAGCUGAACCACAGCCUCUAUGAGGUGAUGAGCAAACUGGAGAAGCAACAUUCCAACAAAGUCUUUGUGGUGAAGGGAGUAUCAAGCAGCAGGCGCUCUUUAGUCAUCUCUUCCCCAGUUCGCACAUCUGAAGCCCCCAGCCCCCUGACCUCACCUACCAGUCCCUCUGCCCUUUCUCUGAAGAGUGAGAGGGACUCCUCAUCAGCAAGUGAAGAAGAGCUGCCAUCUGAUCCGGCCCAGGGAGAAGACGAAUCUGAGAUUCAAGAGCCCUUAAAAGACAAGGAAAUUGAGGGGGAAGAGUCUGAAGCCAGCUCCUCUGAGGAGGAAGAGCCUCUGCCAGCUUGCAAUGGCCCCAAGCAGGCCCAGCCCUCUGCCACCGUUGAGGGCAGCAAGUCCCAGGAGGAAGUUCUCCCUUGCUCCCCAGCUCCAUCACCAGGCAGGGCCCUUGUCCCUUCAGAGCAGCCCUCGUCUCUCCCAGAAGUAGUCCUCCGAACCCGCACCUCAAGUGAAGGAUCUGAACAACCAAAGAAGAGAGCCUCCAUCCAGAGGACCUCGGCACCUCCGAAUAGGCCCCCUCCACCCAGAGCCACUCCCAGCCCCAGGCACUCCUCAGGGAACAUACCCUCCAGCCCUCUAGCCUCUGAGCAGGGUUCACCUACCAGUCCCAGGACCUCCUUAGAUGCUUCACUGGACCCACAGCCACCAGAGAAGCCAGUAAGAACUCCCGAGGCCAGAGAAAAGGAAAACAUCAACAGUCUGAAUCCAGAAGAACUUUGUACUUCCCCAACCUCGAAGAUAUCUGAGGAUUUUUCAGAGUCUGACACGACAAAGAAGAUCGAGGACAAGGAAGAGAACAAUAAGCUCACCUCUGCGGACUCCCCUGAGAGCCAAGAUCUUCAGCUUCAUGUUUCUGCAGUUCCGGAAGACAGCAAUGUCACGGCAAGCGAGCCUCAGGAGGAGGUAUCUGCAGUUCAAACUGACUACCUCUGAAGAGGAACUGCCAAGACCCCUACACACCCCUCCCCAGAGAAGCCCCUCAGCUGGAGGGUAUAUAGGUCGGAGGGACUUAAGAUCUAGCAUUCAGUUUUAGGUUCUCCAGCCAUAUGAAUGCUGGUGGUCUCUAAAGAUCUAGCAUUAAUGGAGGCUGAGGAGCCGACUUAGGGGAGGGAGGGUGGCAGGCUUGGAAGAAGAAACUAUUAGAUUCCGGGAAUAUUUAAUUCAGGCUUUGUAGCACUGUUAGAAUAAGAAGACUUUAUAUAUUAUUAAGUAAAGCGGGCCUAAAAUGACUGUAAAAAGCAUAAGCAUCUGUAGAUAGAGACACAUCCACAUAGAGACACAUUACCUACCACUCAUACUCAGGAGACAGUGAACAAAUCUUUGACUUACCAGUCACUUAGAGCCAAAAGAACAGAUUUUCUGAUUGUUAAAUAAAGUGUUAUUCUGACUGUGUAUGGAUGGGGUGGUUUUUUGUUUUUUGGGGUUUUUUUAGACACAGGGAGUUGUUUCAGCCCAGAACCCUGUUCUCCACUUAGGAUGUUACUGAUUCUAAACACGUUCAGAAAGCUGCAACUUCAGUCAGGCCUCUGCUUCUAACCCAUGGACUUUCAGAAAGCUUUAGUCCCAUCCGUGACACCCAGCCCCCGUGGGAAUGAUGCCAGGGGCCACAGGCUCCUUUCCUCCACCUAGGUGCUUUCCUUCCUGACCCCGGCCCCCACUUUCAGCUAAUAAGCAAAUUCCCCCCGUGAGGGGUUACAUUUUAGAGCUGUAGCUAGUGUUUACAAACUGCUGUGUGGUGUGAAUAAGUAUCUGAGCAGGAUGGAAGGAGACAUGGAACUCCAUGUGAAGGGAAAGGGUACAAAGUAUAAUAAUAUAAUGGAAAUGGCGUGGAAUUUAGAAUCCAUCAUUUAUUUCUGUGAAAACAUUAAAAACUCACUUUGAAGUCCUGCACCCAAUAAACACACACAUGCAAA